Messenger RNA from Musa acuminata AAA Group (dessert banana), 1965 nucleotides. RefSeq lists its product as uncharacterized. The transcript has a single exon. The coding region runs from base 1 to 1965 and encodes 654 amino acids. The record is from RefSeq and is a predicted model, not a curated record. Lineage: Eukaryota; Viridiplantae; Streptophyta; Magnoliopsida; Zingiberales; Musaceae.
AUGGUGCAGACUAUCAUUCCGAUCGUCUCCCAGCGGACCCCUCCUCAUGCAACCCGGCCUUCGCAGCGACGGGAGACCCCCGUCCGGACUCACGUACCACUUCCCGAGCUUCCUAGCUCACCUCGAAACCCGAUAACUCGGCCCGGGAGUCGGGAAGCAGAAGACACGGCGAGCCGCCCCGAGCCCGAGGCUCCGACCGCCGACUCAACAAAUGCCCUACUAGCUCAGUUGCGCCUCGUCGGUCAAAGACUCGACGAAGUACAACAGGAAGUUCGUAAGUCAAGAGGAGAGCUCGGGGUGGACGGACAGCAAGGAUCCCUGUUCACCCCCGAGAUACAAGACCAGGCAAUCCCCCCACACUUCCGCCUUCCCUCGCUGGAUGCGUAUGACGGCGCCGUUGACCCAGCAGACCACGUAGCCGCUUUUCGCGCCCAGAUGGUGCUAUACGGGACUUCUGACGCCUUAAUGUGCAGGGCAUUUCCAACAACUCUACGGGGGCCGGCCCGCGCGUGGUACAGCAGCCUGAAGGCCGGGACCGUCGCCUCCUUCGAUCAACUCGCCAAGGAUUUCGAGCUUAACUUCCUGGCUUAUGCCCGACCAAAGUCGUCCGUGGCGUUGCUCCUAGGGCUCAACCAGAGGGAGGACGAGCCCCUCUCCCAUUUUGUGAACCGCUUUAUGACACAAAUCCGCGGAUUGUCGGAUGCUCACCCCUCUCUCUUAAUGCAGGCAUUCAUGACAGGCCUGCGGCCCUCCAGGUUCUUCUGGUCUCUCUUGGAGCGGCCCCCCGCAGCGGUCCCCGAGAUGCUUCAGCGUGCUAGUCAGUUCAUCGUUGCGGAGACUUGGAUGGCUGGGAAGCGGGAGGAGCACAAAAAUGUCAAGUCGGAGCCACCCCGACAGCAACAACCCGCCUCCUCCCGGCGAAAGUUGGACAGAUCCGACCCAAGGCCUCCUCUCCCCGCCUUGAAUUCGUCCCGAACCGAAAUAUUCCUUCACGAGAAGGGGAAGGGGCUACUCAAGGACCCUCACCCGAUGAGGAACCCGCGGGAACUCGCAGACCGUUCAAAGUAUUGCCGAUUCCAUCGGCAGCACGGGCACGACACUGAGCAGUGUCGCGAGUUGAAGAGGCAAAUUGAGGAGCUCAUCCUCAGAGGUCACCUCGGCCAAUAUCUCCGGCCGAACAAAGAGCUGUCACCUCGCCCGGAGGGCCCCAUCGAGCGACACAUCGAUGUGAUAGCCGGUGGCCCCGCAUCAGGGGGAGGCUCCAUGUCGGGUAGGAAGGCGUAUGCCCGAGCCGCUCCAGAUGAAGCCUCGGGACACGAGCCCGAGCCCGAGAUAACCUUCCCGACCGGAGCGUCCGAGCGACCCGACCACGACGACACCCUUGUGAUAUCAGCCAGGGUAGCCAACGCGCAGGUGAGAAGGAUCAUGGUCGACACGGGGAGCUCGGUCGAUAUACUUUACAUCGACGCCUUCCAGAAGCUUGGCUUGGCUAGGGAGAAUCUGAGCCCAAUGUGCUCGGUGCUCACCGGGUUCACAAGAGAUUCGAUAUCGCCCCUGGGGGCUAUUACUCUGCCCCUGACCCUAGGGGCCCCACCGAGGUCGAAGACGGUGAUGACCACCUUCCUGGUGGUCGACCUUCCCACUGCUUACAACGCCAUACUCGGUCGGCCGACCCUCAACAAGGUCAGAGUCGUCGUCUCAACCUACUACCAAACCAUCAAGUUCCCGACUCACGCUGGAGUCGGUGAAGUUACGGGAAGCCCCCGAGAGUCGAAGCGGUGCUACCUGACCGCCGUUUCUUUACGCAAGAGGGCCAGGACCGAGCCACCACUAGAAGAUCCGCGGGAAACAAAGAAACUGGCCCCUCAUCCUGAGCCAAGGGGAUCCACCAUUGACAUACCUCUGCGAGAGGCUCGGUCGGACCAGACGGUGAAGAUCGGUUCAGAACUGCCCGAGCAAGAAUGA